CGCCUCUGGUUUGCUGCAGCUCGGUGUGCAGUGUGACAGCGGCUGCCUGAAUUUAUUUCAGCCGGGGACGAGUGAGAAAUUAGAAGGAAGGCGGAUUCCGGUGCCUCUCACUCGCUCAUGCACUUUUGAAGAAGACGCCCCCUCCCUGCACCUGUCCUGCUUCGUCUUCUUGCCGUCUCGCAGGAGUUGAGUCUCUUGCGAGUGAGCGGACGUCGCUUCUCAUUGUUAGAUAGACGUUGUUUUGAGCAUGACUUCGGCGUACAACCUGGAUUUCCACCCUCUCACCGAAAGUCGGUUAUUGGCUUCGAGCGAUACAAUCAACGGCAGCGGCAGCAAGAUGAAUGGGUCACUGGAGCAUUUAGACCAGCCUGAUCCAGACUCCAUCAAGAUGUUUGUUGGACAAAUCCCACGCUCCUGGUCAGAAACGGAACUAAAAGAGCUUUUUGAGCCAUUUGGAGCUGUACACCAGAUCAACAUCCUUCGUGAUCGCACCCAAAAUCCCCCUCAAAGCAAAGGAUGCUGUUUUGUAACUUUUUAUACGAGAAAAGCUGCACUGGAAGCCCAGAAUGCACUGCACAACAUAAAGACCUUAAGUGGGAUGCAUCAUCCUAUCCAGAUGAAACCCGCUGACAGUGAGAAAACAAGUGCGGUAGAAGACAGAAAACUCUUCAUUGGAAUGGUUUCAAAAAAAUACGGCGAGAAUGAGGUCAGAAUGAUGUUCUCAUCUUUCGGUCAGAUCGAAGAGUGCCGAAUCCUCCGGGGUCCAGAUGGUCAGAGCAGAGGCUGUGCGUUUGUCACAUUUGCUACCAGGGCAAUGGCACAGAAUGCAAUCAAAACCAUGCAUCACUCUCAGACUAUGGAGGGCUGUUCCUCACCGUUGGUGGUGAAGUUUGCUGACACACAGAGAGAUAAGGAGCAGCGGCGCCUGCAGCAGCAGUUAGUACAGCAGAUUCAGCAGCUCAACAGCGCCUCUACCUGGGGAAACCUGGCUGGCCUGAGCACCCUCACACCGCAGUACCUAGCUUUGCUCCAGCAGGCCACGUCUACCAGUAACCAAGGCAGUUUCAGUAGUUUACAGAGGUUAGGAGCAGGAGUAAAUCCCCUUCAGCUGCAGAACUUGGCCACACUAGCUGCUGCUGCGGCUGCAGCCCAAAGUUCUGGCAGCCCGACUACCACCAGCACCCUGUCCACAAACAGUGGAGCGCUGGGAGCUCUGGCCAGUCCAGCAGCCAGCUCAGCAGGGUCUAGUGCCGGUGCUGCCAUGAACACCUUGGCAUCUCUGGGCACCCUGCAGGGUCUCAGUGGGAUCUCUAUGGGCCUCAACAACCUUAACGCACUCACCAGCAGCGUCAGUGGUAUGGGGUCCUUAAAUGGAGGACUGGGAGCCUCCAUGGCCAAUGGGUCAGCAGCCAGCUCCAUGGACACGCUGACCCAGGCCUACUCAGGGAUGCAGCAGUACACAGCCUCUGCCCUGCCCUCCCUCUACAGCCAGUCUCUACUCCAGCAGAGCGUUGCUGGCAGCCAGAAGGAAGUAGGGCCAGAGGGUGCCAACCUGUUCAUUUACCACUUGCCCCAGGAGUUUGGGGACCAGGAUCUUCUGCAGAUGUUCAUGCCUUUUGGAAAUGUGGUCUCUGCCAAAGUCUUCAUUGACAAACAGACCAAUCUGAGCAAGUGCUUCGGGUUUGUCAGCUAUGACAAUCCUGUGUCUGCGCAAGCUGCCAUCCAGGCCAUGAACGGUUUCCAGAUUGGAAUGAAGAGGCUGAAGGUUCAGCUGAAGCGUUCCAAGAAUGACAGCAAACCCUACUGAUCCUAGCUCCGGGGCCUUCCCCCUCCCCAGCUCUAAUGCUAGCACUGCUAGG
Monopterus albus (swamp eel) is the source of this 1859-nucleotide messenger RNA. RefSeq names its product CUGBP Elav-like family member 2. Bases 248 to 1807 code for a protein of 519 amino acids. The record is from RefSeq and is a predicted model, not a curated record. NCBI's taxonomy places the organism in Eukaryota, Metazoa, Chordata, Actinopteri, Synbranchiformes, Synbranchidae. Gene Ontology annotation, molecular function: RNA binding. The transcript has 13 exons.